This is a messenger RNA of Malaya genurostris, 1673 nucleotides long. RefSeq lists its product as uncharacterized. The transcript is spliced from 4 exons. The coding region runs from base 62 to 769 and encodes 235 amino acids. The record is from RefSeq and is a predicted model, not a curated record. Lineage: Eukaryota; Metazoa; Arthropoda; Insecta; Diptera; Culicidae.
CUUUCAUUGUGCUUUCUUUCUUCGGACGAGACGCAUUCCUUUUGAGCCGUUUUGCUCGGUGAUGUUUGCAAUGAAUAAAAUAUUUUUUCUGUUCCAAAUAGUGUCAAUUUCAUUAAUGGUGUUAGUUGUUUGUGUAAACAGUGAUUUGACCUUACCCACUGAAGCAUGGGAGCCAAAAUCGGCCACAGAAUUGCGUGAUUUAAUUUAUACCAACAUCGUAAGGUUGAAGACCACAAAAGAACAAAAUCAACUGCUCAAACAAGAUCUCUCUUUACCAACCAAUCCAAUACAUGGAGUAACUGGUUUGCUGACCAACGGAUGUCAAUGUAUCAACGGAUUAUGUAGCUGUUGCACAGGUAUUUUUAGCAUGCGUGGCUGUAUUAAUUUGACUUAUAUACCAGAAGAUUUUGCUUUUGAUUUUAAAAUGCUUGUGAACAAUCGCGUGCUGUACAGAAAUAAAAUUACCGGAAGAAAUCCACCUCCUGUUUGCAUUGCUCCUCCUAGACUCGAUUUCAUCGAAGUAUGUGCAAGAUUCUAUGAUCUCUACUUUUUUGGGCGCAAUAUGCAUGUUUGCCUUGCAAUGAACGGCAAUUUUGAAGGAUUUGAACUUUUCUCGCGCCAAUUCAAUUGCCUUCGAAUGGGUGACAAAGGUAUCAAGGUAAUUAAACCCGGAGAAGAUACAUACCUGUCCAGUAGACCACCUGGGCUAGAAGCAGAGAUCGAUGCCGGCACUGACGAUAUAGAUGAUUACGAUGAUGCCUUCAUCUAGACCGUUCCAAAUAUACUCAGUACAAUAAGUAGAAUAAUAAUGUAUUUGUAAGACGAACAUUACUAAGGGAUUGAAACAUUCUAUCAUUGAUUGCUUUUAUUCACAAAUUUAGGUAUAGAAUUAUUUGAAUUAUUUCCAAUCCACACACGUUGUGGAAUGAAAUAUUAUACUGUUGGUUCUUGAAUUUGGCCCGGUUGGCGCAAAUGAAAAGAGUAUAACAGCAAGGUUUAUUUUUCAAGUUAAGGACUAAAAGGAUAUUUGCGCCUUGAGUGGUUGGCAGCUGAUAGAUAUAUUUUUAUAAAUACGUUUAUUUAAAUUGGCAUUAUGCAUUAGUUUUUUAUCAUCGCAGCAUCUGUUAUGGCCAAAUAUAUUAAUCAAUUUUUAAUUUCCUUUAAAUAUUAUUUAGUUAAGGUCCCAUUCCGGCUAUGUACCAGAAUAAGGUUCUGUAAACACCAUCCUCUAAAUAUGGGGUAUGUAGAGAUUCUGCAUAACCCAAUGUAUGCUUAAAUCGCACUCAUUUUUUUUUUAAUUUAGUAGAUAUUUUUUAUUCAGGCCUAUUUGCGUACAAGCUUUACGUGGCCGAUUGAGCCGAUUUUAUAAAUAAAUUUAUUUUUGAGUUGGAUCUCGUUGUCACCCUUUUUCUGGGGGGAGAGGAGCUUCCAUUUCCCUCCUGCGAGGAUUGAGGGGCCCUUCGUUCGUGGUUCGUCUCGUCAUCCAUUGCCACAUCGAUGGUAUUGUUGUUGGUUUCAUUGCUAGUUGCUGGAGAUGAGCCUUGUUGUACAUUGUUUGCUGUUGCUGGUUGGUUGGAUGGUAAGUUGUUCACUGCAGUUAAUGCACUUUGUUCUAUAGGGGAUACGUUGGAUGGUUUUGUUGAAGUGGAUGCUUCACUGUUGUUAGUGACUGU